AUGGCCAACAAUAAAGAGCGAAAACGAAGCCACAAGAAAACGCCGAAUCAAUCCGUGUCUUCCGCACAGUCUGAAACCGCCAAACGUCCCGCCAGAAAGAAGUCGCCCAAGCCCUCCACGCCGGCGUCUCGCAACAAGAAACCCGUCACCGAAGGUUCCGUUUCGAAACCCGCAAAUCGACCCAACACCGCCAAUGGCAGACGCGGAGAUCGGGAACGUAAGCCCUCACCAUCUGUGGUGUCACGAGGCUCAGCAGCUGCGACUAUGACUAUGACUCCUGAGCCUAGCAGCGUGCCUCUGCAGCCCUGCCAGGUCACCCCGGCCAUCCAUUCGUCGCAUCUGACCGUGCCUUCUGCGCUGACAGAAGAUCGAAAACCGACACCCAAGAAACGCCGGUCGAGAGAUACAGCCUCCAACCAACCCAACAAACGAAGUGAAGACAUGCGGGAAGAGCAAGACAAUGAUGCCACCAUGUCCUCCCCGACCGCAAGUACCACAUCCACUGCCUCUAUGAUGAGUACUCCAACUCCCACACCUGCAUCUCCUGCCAGGUCGGCUGUCCACCAGGAACUUCAAAACAUCUACCACCGAGUGUGCCAGCUGGAAGAUCAGUGUGGACGACUUAUGCAGAAACUCGCACAGGAGAUUCCUCAGAAGGACGAACCAUGCAUCACACAGCAUACUGACAUUCGUCAAGAGCGUCUCAACCGUCUACUGGCAGAUGCCACUAAGCGGCAUGCUGCUCUACUGGACGCCCACUACGAUUUCCUUCGAGCAGCUCACUACAACGACUCUACGUCACUUCGUGGACUGGUCAACAAGUACGACAUCCCUAGCAGACUGUGGUCCCGAGGAGUGUAUGCCUUUGUGCACAUUGCCCGGAACCUGCAGCCUUACGCGGCCCGUUACCUGAAUGACCACCUGAGACACUGUGCCCAGACACUCCUCUUGUUAGCAGAGCCCUACUUUGACCGUGAAGCUGACGGUAAAAAUCUUCCCUCUUGGACCGAAGCUGUUGGGGAUCUCGCUCGUAUUGGCAUGUCUGUUCGAACAGAUGAUGCCGUUUACUGGCGUGGAGUAGCCCAUUGGUGGUACAGCCGAACUCUUCUCACAUACAACGACAAUGGGCGGCCUCACCACCACUUUGCUCUAGUACUUGCAUGCCGUCUGGAGUCAUUAUUGUCUCUCUGUCGUGCCACACUUUGUAUGGUUCCGUUUGCACCCGCUUCUAAUACAAUGGAUGCCCUGUUCAACGCUGGGGCAGCCAAGAUGCAGCGACAGGGCGAACGCGAACCCCUCGAGGUGGUCGUGGACUCCUUCGUCUCCGUUCAUGAAGGAGUCACCAAGGGUCGCUUUCCCAACAUCCGUCAGAAGCUCAUUUCCUUGGGCGCUGUCAUUGCUCGAACCCCAAGCCCCUUCUUGGCAUCUCGAUCUGCCAUGUUCGCUGCCAUAAACAUUGCUGGCUUGCAUGAGUAUGGUCGGGGAGCUCUAGCUGGAGUGUGGAGAAACAGUGUGGACGAAGAAAACGUUGUUGUUCCCAGUCCGAACAAAUAUGUUGCAUUUCACAUUCUUCGUGCCCAUCUAGCUCUCACAUCGGAUAAGGCUCUUCCUCACAUUAUUCCCUGGCUGCUGUUCAUGUUGGCUCUAACCAAACACCCCAAAGUGUUCCUCGAGGUGCUCGACCAUAGGUUCCCUUGGAAGGAUAUGCUGUGGUAUCUCAACGAGAUCCAGCGUAAAACUGCCCGAGUUCCUGUUGACAACAACGACACAACUGGGUCCAAUUUUAAUUUCAAAAAGGCCCCUCCCCCUCGCGAACUCCCCCCAGCUCCCAAGGGCUAUGUUUCCAAACUCCCCGAAGAGCUGCUUCUACGAGGCUUCUCAUGGGCCAAAGAGGUCUUGUCUUGUCCUUUUGACAGUGAUACUCAAGACAUUGUCAACACCAUGUCUCUGGGUGGCCAACUGGACUACACUCUUGGAGAAUGUACUAGGCUCGAGCGUGCUCAGGAUCUCAUCAGACAGCUAUGUGAUACUCGACUGUUAAAACUGGGUGAUUCCGGUCUUGAACAGGAUCCCGAGCUGACUUCUUGUCUGGCAUCCAAAACAGAAGCUCCUGACUACAUCUCCGAGUACGAAGCAUACCAUGAGUUUCUGCCCGAUAUUGGUGGAGAGAGCUCGUCAGUGACUUCUGAUGACAUUCAAUCAUUGUGCAAAAAACGAGACAUGGUGCGCCAGGAGUGUGGCGUUCAGUCCAAGAUUGAAAACCUGGAACUGACCACUUCGCCUCUGGCAGGUGAACGAAAGCCGGCCAUUAUUUUCGAUACCAAUCUAUGGCUGAACGAACUGGAGUUCAUCGUCACUGUGGUUGAGAGCGGUUGGCUGCGCAUCAAAGUGCCUGUUAUGGUCAUGCACGAGUUGCAGAAACUGCAGACAUUUAACCGUGACGUCCGAACGAGCACCCUAGCGCAACAGGCUCUGGCCUAUAUCAAGUCCAAGGGCCAAGGAUCGAGUCUAACCAUUGUUGGUCUCGAUGGAGCUGCUCUCAACGAGCAAGCUUGUGCCGAAGGUGUUGUUCGCUUUACCAACGACUACGGGGGGCUGCCCAAACGUGGCCAGCCUACCAUGGAUGAGCUCAUCACUCGAACCGUUUGCAAGUUGCAAAAGGGCAGUCGUGGGGGCGUUGUUCGAGCUCUGCUUGUCACCAACGACAAGAACAUGCGUAUCUUGGCUCUGACACAAUCUGUGGCAGUGUCCUCUGGUGCCGAGUUCAUGAACAUGUACGGAGAGGAAUCUGGAGAACGCCGCAACGAGACUCCUGGAAUUCGAUCCAUGCGAAGCAGAAAGAGCGAGCUCAGUGUAUAA
This is a messenger RNA of Yarrowia lipolytica CLIB122, 2859 nucleotides long. RefSeq lists its product as uncharacterized. The record is from RefSeq and is a predicted model, not a curated record. Gene Ontology annotation, cellular component: telomerase holoenzyme complex. Gene Ontology annotation, biological process: nuclear-transcribed mRNA catabolic process, nonsense-mediated decay. Lineage: Eukaryota; Fungi; Ascomycota; Dipodascomycetes; Dipodascales. Gene Ontology annotation, molecular function: telomerase RNA binding; protein binding; telomeric repeat DNA binding.